Molecule: messenger RNA, 757 nt
Organism: Phytophthora infestans T30-4
Lineage: Eukaryota; Oomycota; Peronosporomycetes; Peronosporales; Peronosporaceae
Exons: 1
Coding region: 1-753 (250 amino acids)
Source: RefSeq, a predicted model, not a curated record
AUGAGAUUGUCUGCACAUGGAGCAAACAACUACCAGCGUGGUGUUCUGCUGUUCUUGCUGCUGGAUCAGGGUCUGAUGAGCGAUCUUUUUCUUCUAAUCACUCAGGAAGGACUCGUCGGUCGGAUCCAAUGUAUCUCGCUUGGCUACAAUUUAGCUGGCCUUAUGUCGAUGAUGUUUGAGAUGGUUGAAUCGAUGCGUUGGAUGACGGAGAAAGCUCGGAUUCUGGUAAAGCGGUUGUUGUUCAACUAUGAAACAGCGUUAUUAUUAGUAGGCGAACUUAUCACUGCGGCAGUGACGCAGUACUAUUUAUCGACAUUGAAUCGAUCAGGUCUUCGCGAUACUGAAUCGGAAGCAAAGGCAGUGUCAUACUACGUCAUGAGUUUGGUGGGCCACGGAAUUAUUGCAUUGGGAUGUGUCUUUGUUAUUGUUUGUACUCGAUCGAUUGGUGCUAUUGUAUUCGUCUUGAGGAAGUUUGGUACUUUGCGAGUAUCCUCCCAGCCGUGUUGUGUAGAUUUGACACUGGGGGUACGGUACAAGUUAGUCCUACUCAAUGGAUAUGCUUGGCAGAAUGGGGAGCUGUUCUAUAAAGUGAGCUCGUUGAAAGCGUUCGGCUUAUUGAAAAUGGUCGAGGAGGACGGUAGUGAGUUCCUCGUUUACACAAUACUGCGAUGGAGAGCUAUCCCCCGUCACGACUUCUACGUAUGUGGUAGUGUAUCAAGGACGUACGUGUGUCCUUGUGAUGAGCACCCUUGAUCCG